GCGGCCAACAUUUCCCGUUGAGUGAACGUGUGGCGGCUUCAUACUUUCACUCAGCGCGCUGAUCUGCAAAAUGCUCUCUUCUUGAAAAGCUCCCCCUUUUUAAUUUCCCAACUUUUAAAAUUACCCUCGCCGAGUAAAAGAGAGAAAAGACACUUGAUCAAAAUCUGUCAGCAAAGUUGAACAGGUGGAACGUCGUCGUCGGGAGUCAACAAGUCUCACCUACGUGGGACUGAAGCCUCAGAAGGUUGCACGUCACCUGAGUGUGAUAACGAGACAACAUGUCUAAAAUGUCCCAGGAAAGUUAUGCUGCCUUGGAUGAGUCUUCUCUCCGAGCUUUGCUGGAUGGAACCGUGGAUCUGGACGAGAGACGCCUCAUCCGUUCAGCUAUCCGCGAGUUGAGGAGGAGAGAGAUCGAAGACAUGGAGGCCGCGUUGGCCAGCAAGAGGUUUCGCCACACACGACUCAAACAGCAGGAGGACAAGGAAAACCAGCACAGGUCAGAAUCCAGCGUGGCUUUAGAUGGCCUCUCACACAGACUAAAAGCAAUCAGCGAUGUCGACGAACUCACCAAGAUGCUCCGUGCUGCCGUCGAAUACGAGGAGAGGAAGAUGAUUCGAGCAGCCAUUCGACAAAUCAGAGACGAACAGCAACAAGGACAAGUGGAGAGGGUUAAAGGCCCUGGUCACAGCCUGGAGACAGAGAGUCUGGAGCCCCACAGCAUUAAGGGAAUUGCGCGAAGAGAGCAGGACUGUGAACAAGACCACAUCAAAUCUCAGAUCCGGGAGUUACGUGGCCAGCAGACUAACCAAAGCAGAGAGCUACAGAGACUAGGAUCCAACUCAGGCAUGGUGCUCGUUCUUGACCAUCUGGUGAAAGAGGACGGCUCUGGACCGUUGCUGAUCCAGCCACAAAGAGAAGCAGUGGCCACAGAGACCGACCUGGUUCUGUCCCACCGUCAGAGGUCUGAUUCUGCCGCUUCAGACUGCAGUGGGGGCUCUUUAAUUUCCAGAUCCAAUAUGGAUUCUAUGACCACAGAAAAGAGCCUGAGCUCAACCUACAGAGCACGAUCAGAUUCUGGAGCCUCAGACAGAAGCCAGCGCUCCUCUCAGCGCAGUAGACAAGAUUCUGGGACGUCAGAGCAUAGUCUCGAAUCCCAAUCUUGCAUCAAUCAGACAAUCGGCACAGAUGGUUGUGAUUCUUGUAUCGGGCUCCCUUCAGGUUUUGACAGCACUGAUUUGUCAACAAACCAUAAGGACUCCGAUGGCGGUAUGAGUAUGUUCUCUGAAGAGAGGUGUCCGCCAGAUGAAGAGGAGGUGGACACGAGUGUCGCCGCUCACAGUCCUGACUCAGAAAACGAGACUAGAAGCCACGAUGAAUGGAACGUGGAGGUUCCAUCCAGCGAUGACCACCUCCUCAACCAGGAUCUUCCAGAUGGAGCCGUCAUGUCUCGAAGAAACCUUGAAACCGGCUCAGUCAAUGGUACGGCCGAGGAAAGGACCGACAUCCUGAGACAACAGACGUCAGCAUGUGAUCCAACCCUCACUCAUGGCAAGGAUGCUGCACCUGAGAAGAAAGAUGUUCUGCCAGAGCAAUCCAAACGCACCAACUCUGUACGCGAUAGGAUGCGCAAGUUCAAUGAACCCAGUCGGAACAUAAUUCUCCCAGCUUUGAAGAAGACUCCUUUGAGCAGCAGUGGCCAGACAAACUUCUCCAGAGCUGCGGAGGUGUUUACUCCCUCUGCAACAUCCCUCAUCUCCUCUGGCAACAGACCAGCAUGGGCGCGCGCAGACUCCGCAGCUCACACCUCUGCUGCAUCCAAAAGUCAGGCCACACCUCAGCUCAGAGGUGUGGCUAGCAAACCUCUGUCUUCAACCGGCCAAUCCCAGCAGUCCAUGGGUGGUACGAGGCUCCCGACUGAGAAGAGCGAGUCUGUCUUGAGGGAUUCAAAGGAAGACCAGACCCCAGGGAGAGAAGCUGGGCAGCAGUCCACCCAAGAAGAAGCCGACCCAGACAUGAAGACCUUUCUCACCAUUGAGAUCAAGGAUGGGCGCAGCACAUCUUCGUCCACAUCCUCCCAGAGGGGCAACAUCGUGCCCAUCAGCAACAUGUCCCCGCACAUCACCGCCAAUGCUCUGGGGCAGAGAACAGAGCUGACCUUUGGCCUCAGAGCCACACCAUUCAAGAUCUCCUCGUCCUCCAGCUUCUCCUCUGGAUCUUCCAUUAAGAUGGAGACGGAGCCUGUCGCUGCCUCAGAGCCGGUGUUUUCAUCCGGGCCGUCUGUCCAAGUGCACAUCCCCGCAAUCCCGAAUGGUUCCACCAUCCAGGCCAAUGCUGAGGAGUGUCCCGGAAAACUGACUGCUGCGCAGUUGGCUGCUAUCGAGGAUGAAGAGCUCCUCGAUAAAAUGCUUGAUGAGUCCAAAGAUUUUGAGGAAAGGAAAAUGAUCCGUGCAACCAUGAGGGACCUUCGCAAGAAAAAGAGAGAGGCCAUGCUGGGAUGUACUCAAGUGGAAAUAGACCAGAGAGAAAAAGAACGCGAGGCUCGUCUGCAGGAGCUCCGGCAGCAGAGAGACGAGCGUUCCAACAAAAGUCGUGCCGGAGUCGGGGCAGGAGAAGUGGUGAUGAGGAAGGUGGAGAAAUCUGCAGAUGGCUCAACCCUUAGCCAAGUCACCAAGACGGACCGCUUUGCUCAUUCCGAUGAUGGAAGCCGAUCAUCUCGCAGCACGGUCGUUGAGGCUAGUUAUGUGCAGAAAACAGACAGAGGGACGCUCCAGUCUAAGUCUUACAGCUAUACAUCUUCAUCCUCCUCUAAUACAAGCAAAAAAGUUGGCAGCGUGUUUGAUCGCGAGGACGAGACGUCGUCUCGCAGCGGCGGGUUGGCCGCCGUAGAACGAAGGCAAGCUGAGAGGCGCAAGGAGCUGACGAGGGCGCAGACUUUGCCCAAGACAUCGGCCAUGCAGGCCCGCAAAGCCAUGAUAGAGAAGCUGGAGAAGGAGGGAGGAGGCCCGGGACAGCAGGUGGUCUCCAAAGUAAACAAGGUCCAGCGUUCCACCAGCUUUGGCGUACCUAACGCCAACACCAUCAAGCAGAUGCUGCUCGACUGGUGCCGUGCCAAGACCCGCUCAUAUGAGCACGUGGACAUCCAAAACUUUUCAUCCAGCUGGAGCAACGGCAUGGCGUUCUGCGCACUGGUGCACAACUUCUUCCCGGAGGCCUUCGACUACAGCUCCCUGAGUCCCAGCAACCGCAGGCAAAACUUUGAGGUGGCCUUCAGCAAUGCAGAGAAACUAUUGGACUGUCCGCAGCUGCUGGACGUGGAUGACAUGGUGAAGAUGCGCGAGCCUGAUUGGAAGUGUGUGUACACGUACCUGCAGGAGUUCUACAGGGGUCUGGUGACCAAGGGCCUGGUUAAAACCAAAAACUCCUCCUAAAGUUGCACCCGAGCCUAAAAGCGAACCCAUGGACAUAUGCCAACUGCAUGCCGCUCCUGGAAGUGGAGGACAUGAUGAUCAUGGGAAACAAACCUGACUCCAAAUGCGUAUUCACCUACGUGCAGUCUCUGGUCAACCACCUGCGCAGGCACGAGAUGGCCAUGGGUCGGCCUUAUGACCUUUGACCGUGUGCUUCGUAACCAAGGUUUGGCCUCGGUGUGGCGGGUCACACCUUCACUAAUGAACCAGGCAAGGCGAAUUAUGUGUGCGAGUGUGUUAAAUACUUCCGUAAGCAGUGUUGAUGUGUAGUCCUCUCCUGGAUAAAAUCACAUACAUAUUUUACAGCAAAAUAGUGUUGAAGGAGCUAACAUUUUUACAAGCACCCAUUUCGUUGCUAUUUAAAAAAAAUCUGCCGUUUGUAUGCUAGUGACACACAGCAACUGAGGAAACAAUAUAAACUACUUUUUUUUUUAUUUUAACUUAUUUAUAUUUUCAAUUUGACAUUCAAUGACAUCAGUCCGACUAAACAAGAAAUAUUGGAAUGCAUAAUUGCUGUUUAAUGUUGGUACUUUGAAAUUUUAGACCCAACUCUGGUCACUUUAUUUAAAGUUAUUGUUCUCCUUCUGGUGUCAUUCAACAUAUUGCUAUUUAAUACAUUCGCACUGGGUUGUUUAUUUGUAGUAAUCUAUAUAUCCGUAUUUAUAGCAAUGUUAAGCUCAGUUGUCUGGUCUGCAGUGCUACUGAAAACAAACAUCACGUUUAAACAAAACUUGUGUACUGUCACAGCAAAUGAUCUUCCCGCCACAAUCAUCACACUUAUUUUUAUUCUUAAUUUUGGACUUUAUUAAGGGAAAAGGGCCAUCUCUAAUGGUAGAUUAAAAAAAAAAAAGUUUUUAGUUGAUGUUGUGGGCCUGAUGAGCUGCAGCUCUCAGUUAAAACAAAAUUAACUAAACUUAAGUGCAUGUGUAUAUUUACAACAACAAAAAAAGUUUUUUUUUUUUAAAGUUUUUAUUUUAUCCUGCCUACAAUUUGCAGUGUUUUACAUUCUUGGUUGGAUGAAACAAAAUGUAUUCACUUUAUUCUGUAGAUCAAAAAGAAAUGCUAUCCCAGUGCUGCCAACUAAGACAAACUUUCCGCAAGGCAGGGAGUGCUGUAAAUAAAUAGUUUGUGCACCGCACCUCAAUGUGAAUUCAUUAAAGAUGUCAAGUCCA
Molecule: messenger RNA, 4639 nt
Organism: Syngnathus acus (greater pipefish)
Lineage: Eukaryota; Metazoa; Chordata; Actinopteri; Syngnathiformes; Syngnathidae
Gene: smtnb
Product: smoothelin b
Exons: 21
Coding region: 279-3428 (1049 amino acids)
Biological process (GO): actin cytoskeleton organization
Cellular component (GO): microtubule organizing center; filamentous actin
Molecular function (GO): protein binding
Source: RefSeq, a predicted model, not a curated record